UCCAGGUUCACUCUCGGUCUCUCACUCCGUGAGACACAGACGGCAGCUUUCUGAGCGAAGCCGGCACCAACUGAAGCAGCGCCACCGCAACUGCCAUCUCCAGGACAAGCCCUGGGCACUGGGACAGAAGGCGAAGCCUGGCAGCUCCGUGCCUCUCUCUGCACGGUCCUUGCAGUGGACCCGGCGGCUCCGGGUUCCUUCCGAUCCCCUUCGCAGCCACUUGGCGGGGUGUGCCAGGACUUGGGUCGCGGCUCGGGAAGAGCCCGGGCGGGAGGAAGCGGCGGCCCGGAGCGAGGGUGUGCAACUAGGACUGGGGAGCAAGCCGAGGGCACUGCGCUGGGAGGCGGCGGCCGGAGCCGCGGGUGCCUCCCCGCUUCGUCGCUUCGCAGGCGGCACCGCCUCCCCGGGCUGGGGUUGCUUGGCCGGGUUCUCUGCGUGUUCCCGGGCCCGGAGCCCGCGCACUAUGUGCCCGGUCGCGUUCUGAGAGCCGUCCGCCACCGCCUCCGUCUCGAUGAUCCCCCCGGAGCCUCCGCAGCCCCAGCUGCAGCCGCCACCACCGCCGGCCCCGCCGAACCAUGUGGUGACCACCAUCGAGAACCUGCCAGCUGAAGGCAGCGGCGGCGGGAGCCUGUCCGCCUCCUCCCGGGCUGGCAUGCGCCAGAGGAUCCGCAAAGUGCUGAACAGGGAAAUGCUAAUCUCUGUGGCUUUGGGCCAAGUGUUAUCCCUUCUUGUUUGUGGAAUCAGCUUGACCAGCAAGUACCUGGCAGAAGAUUUUCAUGCCAACACCCCAGUCUUCCAGAGCUUCCUCAACUACAUCCUCCUCUUCUUGGUCUAUACCACCACCCUAGCUGUCAGACAAGGAGAAGAAAACCUCUUGGCAAUUUUGCGACGAAGAUGGUGGAAGUACAUGAUCCUGGGACUCAUAGACUUGGAAGCUAAUUACCUGGUGGUCAAGGCUUACCAGUACACGACCCUGACCAGUGUCCAGCUCCUGGACUGUUUUGUGAUCCCGGUGGUGAUUUUGCUCUCCUGGUUCUUCCUGCUGAUCCGGUACAAGGCUGUGCAUUUCAUCGGCAUCGUGGUCUGCAUCCUGGGGAUGGGCUGCAUGGUGGGAGCUGACGUCCUCGUGGGAAGGCAUCAGGGAGCAGGGGAAAAUAAGCUGGUAGGGGACCUCCUGGUCUUGGGAGGAGCCACGCUGUACGGCAUCUCUAACGUCUGGGAAGAAUCCAUCAUCCGAACCCUGAGCCGAGUGGAGUUCCUGGGAAUGAUUGGUCUCUUUGGUGCAUUUUUCAGUGGCAUUCAAUUAGCCAUCAUGGAACACAAGGAGUUGCUAAAGGUGCCCUGGGAUUGGCAAAUAGGACUUCUCUAUGUUGGUUUUAGUGCGUGCAUGUUUGGUCUCUACAGCUUUAUGCCAGUUGUCAUAAAGAAAACAAGCGCCGCCUCCGUCAACCUUUCUCUGCUCACAGCAGAUCUGUACAGCCUGUUCUGUGGACUCUUUCUCUUCCACUACAAGUUUUCAGGACUUUACCUCCUGUCUUUCUUCACCAUCCUCAUCGGGCUGGUGCUCUACUCCUCCACCUCCACGUACAUAGCCCAGGACCCCCGAGUGUACAAGCAGUUCCGUAACCCUUCAGGACCUGUUGUGGACUUGCCCAGCACGGCUCAGGUGGAGCCUUCAGUCACCUAUACCAGCCUGGGCCAGGAGACAGAAGAAGAGCCCCAUGUACGUGUGGCCUAGGGUAAGGUCUGCCCUGCCCACCGAGGACAAGACAGAGGCCGCGUGUUUGCUCAUCAUCUCUGUAUUGUACAUAGAGAAAGGUAUUUAGUAGGUGCAGUUUCACAGGUGGACUGCAAGGUAGCUCAUCUUCCUUUUGUAAAAAGGAAACCAGCUGAUGACCAAUGGGGACACAGUCUUCAAUCCACCUGACUCAGAAAGAGGCUUUGAUAGUGUGUAUCCCGACCCAGCCCCCACCCCUGCAUUAAUUACUGUGAAAUUUUUUGACUCAAGAGCAAGUAUUAUGGUUACUAUGAUUUUUAUUAUUGUUGUUACUGUUAUUACACCGACUUUCAGAAGGAGGUUUUGUAUUCCUGACGGGAAUUCUUGCCAGACCCUCACGUAAUCAGCCUACAUCCCACUUUUCUAUGGCAAGCCACUUUUUAAGAAUCAUACUUUUGGUUGUGUUUUGCACAGACUAUACGAGUGAUGCAUGCCACAGAAUCUCUACCCCCUCCGAAGUUCCCUCAUCCUGGUGACUUUGUGACUCAUGGUUUCCUCUGUCACCUGUUGCCUGCUCAAUAAGGAUUUUGUGCCGUGACCCUUGUGGGGAGGGGAAACUGACCAUGUAAUUCUCUAUUCUAGGAAUAGAUAUAAAACAAACAUUUUAGCCUUUUUAUAUUUCAUUUUCUGAUUACUCUGGGCCAUUGGCUUUCUUUUCGGCCAGGAGCUUCAUCUACUCAAGCCCUGUGACUACAGGAUAAGAUUUCCCCCAUUUUUGUGACUUACAGGAAACCCUCUAAAUAAAACCACUAAUGCUUAGGGAAUGUAUGUUUUAAAAUUUCUUCUGGCCUUCCGUGUAUCUCUCUCCUCAAACAUUGGUUUCUGUUUUAAUUUUUUUCUUAAUGAUGUCAUGGAAAUUAACCAAAGUACUGGAAAAGCCAUGGCCUCUGCCCUCUUUGUUACAUAGUACCUUUCUGGGAGCAUGUCAACAUGGACAGACAUCUUUAUUGUGGGGCAUCACUGUUUAUGCCACCUCUUAGAGCAAGGAACAAUCUUUGUUUAUAGUUCAUGUUUUGGUCCUUUACUAGUGGUAAAGAUGUUAUCAUUGAAAAAUCUGGCAUUUUGGUCACAUUUGAUACCCCUUUAGCAGAGUAUAUAGAUAAGCAUUCAUACACACAGAUGAUGCAACAGCAUCCCAAUAAAGCUUGAUACAUCGCUAGUCUAAUCAGCUCUGUUGUCUCAAGAAUAUCUCCCCCAACCCCACCACAGGAAAUUGAGAACCACCAUCAACCUCUAUAAUUCAGAAUAGAUUCCAUGUGUCAGUGUGGAAGCACCCUGUAGCUUGGCUGACUCCAAUACCACUUAAAAGGAUCCUUGAUGGAGUUAUGGGCUUUUAUAAAUGUUCAUGAAAUUUGAGACAAUUCAAGUCAACAUAUUUUAAUCAAGCAAGCAAAAAAUAAUAAAACCCUAGUGGGGGGUUUUAUAAAGUUAGAAUAGAUAGAUUACAAAGUAGGGCCUGAACAAGGUCUGAACAUCGCAGGCAGAAGCUCCCAAGCUGUCCGCCAGGAGGCCUCUGGCCUCUUUGCCCAACUUCUGUGAAGAGUCAUCAUGGUCCCCUUUGACAAAUCUCAUAAGAACAACACAUAUCCAAACUAAUCAAUGCACUUGAAAACUGUAACUCAGUUUAAAAAAAUGAUUUUCAUUGAAUCAUAUAACUUUUCUCCUAAAGUAUUAUUUAGUCCUGACCUUGGAGAAAGGAAGAAAAAUUGUUUUCUGAUAUGUACAUUUCAUAUUAGAUUUCCCCAUGGAAACAAUGUUUUUUUUAAACUGGGAUGGGAUGGGCAUCGGGAGAAAGGCUUGGGCUAAAGUUACAUAUCCCAUCCUGCAACUUUGCCAGCAUCUUCUCUCUGCUACCGUUUAAACCAAUUAAAUACCUUUCUCUGAAUAUUUUGUCCAUUCAGAUCUGAAGACCUUUAAAGACUGUGCUUUUAUUUUUGUGUUUACAUUCCUUUGUUUUGCAUAAUUUACUUGAUUUGUUGCAUUUUUAGUAUUUAUUUUAAGCUAAAUGUCUUUGUCUUUUUGAUUCAUUUUUAUGGCACUAAUUUGUAGACACUCAGUAAAGUCUUAUGAGAAACAAGAGGCUGAAAUUGUUUCCAAGUCCAUUCAGUGGGCUAGGAACAUUUUUAAAGUUUGAAAAGGUUUGCAAUUAAUUUAUGGCUGAAGGUGGCCGUUUGGACCAUUUUUUAGGGUGUUUUAAUUGACUCCAGUGUACGGAAACCAAGUGUGACUAUCAGGAUGAACUCACAGUGUCCUUUUUGUCAUUGGAUGUCCUUGUGAUCAGACAUUCACGCCACUGGGUUACUUCACCCAUGUUGCUUUAAAUCCAUUUGUAAAGCUGGUAACAUUGGCUGUCCAAGAUCCGAACUGAUUCUUAAGGGAAAAAAGACAAAAAGUUUCAAAGAACCAUGUUUUCAGUAUGAAAACUUUGGUGGUUUGAGAGCGGGGUGGGAAGUGGGAAUAGGGUAACAUUAACUGUAGCCGUUUAGUUUCUGGGAUUCUGUAACCUCAGUAGACAACCAGGAAGACAUUCAACGUCCUAAUCCACCACUCUCCUCUCCUCGAUGAAUGAGAACAGUCCUUUGUAGGAUUGUUGAUGAGGGGCAAAAAACAGCUCUCUUCAGACUUGCCCGAGAUGAGCGGUGGUUUUCACUUCCUCGCUGGAAACUUGACUGGGGACAGAGCUUGCCUUGGUCAGAUCUCCCCACAGCUUCAAACACGUAUCCAGGUAGACCAAGCAAUGGACAACUUUGCACCACUGUGUCCCAUCAAAACGUUUCAAUGUUUAGUUUAGGUAUUGCUAACUUGUGCUAUUAACCUUUGGACGAGCUUGUAGUAUUGUUUGUUUGGGGUUUAUUUUUGAUUUGUAACUAUCUAGUACUCCCCAGCUAGUUCUCAGUACAGAUUUUACCCCAUGGGUAGGAGUCUAUCUUCACACCACAUAAUGAAGCACACUAAUCCUGACACUACAAGGGAAAAUAUGAACCAAAAUAUAGACAAAACGGAAAAAGAACUUUACACCAGGAAGCUGAACAAGCAAUCCACAUUUUCUAUUUGCAUGCUCCCCCAUGGACUGGCUGUGGCAGUGUAACACCUGUACAAUGUUUUCAAAUAAAAAUAAAUGCUUUCUGAAAGCACCAUG
Myodes glareolus (Bank vole) is the source of this 4916-nucleotide messenger RNA. RefSeq names its product solute carrier family 35 member F1 (gene Slc35f1). Gene Ontology annotation, molecular function: transmembrane transporter activity. Gene Ontology annotation, cellular component: membrane. The record is from RefSeq and is a predicted model, not a curated record. Gene Ontology annotation, biological process: transmembrane transport. NCBI's taxonomy places the organism in Eukaryota, Metazoa, Chordata, Mammalia, Rodentia, Cricetidae.